AUGUCGGUAUAUUUAAACGAUGACCCGCCGGAUCGCGGCGGGAAUGCUUUUGGUAGAAGCCAUAUGACCUCAAGGUCACCACCUUCCGUGACGUCUAAAAGACUAUUCUGUGAAAUAUCACCAUCGAGCGUUUCACCCGAUAUGUCCAAACGUGUACAACGGUCGGAAUCUCAUGAGGACCAUGAGUCGAGUUUAGACACCUCCAACGCCAACUACUGCGAUCUCGUAUCCGAAGCGUCAACUUAUCUGUCCAAAAUCAAUGACCUCGUAAACGAUCAGGGCUCGCGCAUAAAUAUCGCGAAUAAGUCGGCCAUUAUGGACAUGACUCAGCGCAUAACGGCUAUAGUUUCCUUGUUAGCCAUUAAAUCGUCCUGCAAUGAGACAAAAUUAGUUAAUACGCAACGCGAAUUAGAUCUUCUUAAAACCAAUCCGGCUUCUGAGUCCCGCGUUAAACAAACGGAGUCAUACGCCGACAAACUUAAACUUCGCUUGCCGCAAGCCGUCCCACCGGUGCAGUCGCGCGCUCCGCUGCCUUGUGUAGUUGCGUACCCGACGGAGGAGCGUAGUGCAGAUUACGUGACGUCAUCAGCUACAAAGCAGGCGCUUAUGACCGCGAUCAAACCGAGUGACGACGGUUUUCAAAUAGUCGGUGUUAAGAAAGUUAAAAAAUCGGGCGUUAUACUACGCGUCGCGAAUGAAAGUCAAAUUAAAAAACUUAAAUCAGUCGAGGCGAUUAAGUCCGCUGGCUUACGGUUGGAAAAGCCAAAGGGCCGUCAACCGCGUAUAUUAGUCAAGGAUGUCCCCGCCUCUAUGGAGGACAAAACUUUUUUGACAGCUUUGUACCGUCAAAACAUUAAGGACGAACUAAAGGUAACCGAAGACGAUUUUAUUAAAAAUACUCGCGUAAUUCGUCGGCGUAUGGUUAAUCACGGCCGUAAAUGGAUAGGCAUAGAAAUUGAUUCCGCGAUACGUCAACAUCUUGUAGCCACCAAGGAGAAAUUGUUUAUAGACUGGGCUCCUUGUCGUUUUGUAGACGAUUUAGAAUUGGUGCGUUGCAAUCAAUGUCAAGAAUACGGGCACGUCAGGAAGUAUUGCACACAUAAAACUCCCACCUGCGCCAACUGUGCUGGAGCGCAUGAGACGACGGACUGCCUUGAGAAGGAUAAGCCUGAGUUUAAACCUGUUUGCGUAGCGUGCAAACGUUACAAGAAACCGUGCGACCAUCGUACCGGGUCUCAGGAUUGUCCGACUUAUAAGAUCAAACUUGAACAGCUGGUUCUAAGCACCAAUUAUUAA
Trichoplusia ni (cabbage looper) is the source of this 1296-nucleotide messenger RNA. RefSeq lists its product as uncharacterized. The coding region runs from base 1 to 1296 and encodes 431 amino acids. NCBI's taxonomy places the organism in Eukaryota, Metazoa, Arthropoda, Insecta, Lepidoptera, Noctuidae. The transcript has a single exon. The record is from RefSeq and is a predicted model, not a curated record.